UUUCCCGCGCAAAGCACAUGCCCGUUGGAAGCCAUAAUCAUGGCGGACAAAGCGGAUAGUCAAGACCUCAAAUCCAAAGCAAAAGAAAUCACAAAGGUUUCAAGAAAUCAUUAUGAAUCCCUAAAAUAACCCCAGAGGUGCUGGUAAAAUUCAAAUUGAACGCUGCAGCUCAUGCGGUUUUUGAUUUUUCUAACGAUAUUUCAGGACGCGAAGUCGAACAAUGCUGCAACCGAAGAUUCGAAGGACACAAAGAACGGCAAGAAAGAAGAAGAUGAAGAGUCCAGCGAAGAAGAGCUUACAGGUAAUCAAAGUUCGUUUGUAGAUUCUUAUCUGCGUGUUUGCUUCAGCAGAAGCCUGUAGUAUGAUUUGUGGACAGCUUGCAACAUGCGCGUCUGUUGUGUGUAAAUACAAAUCUUAAUAUCGUUUUGAAAUUUGCAUUUUUGAGUAAGCUAAGUUCUUGUGUUUUAGAAAAUUAAAAUGUCAUUUUAUUAUUCUUACGAAGUUGUUAAAUGCGUUUUCGUAAAGCAUCGUUUUUUUUUUGUAAAGUUAGAUGCUUUUUAAACUCAACAUUGCAAUUUACAUGUGUAUGCUUCAGUCACUUUGUGAUCAAUAGGAGAUGAGAUGGCAUAACGUUUUGGUGUGCGUGUUUUUUGUUGUGUUUUUACAAAAGUAAUCCUACUCUUUUUAUUAUCUGAAUCCAGCCCUUUUUUGGUCGAGAGUUUUACAGCACCUCAUUGACACUGGAAACUGAAGCAGUGUGUCAUGUUUUAGAUUACAUACACUGACAUGCACAAAGCUUUGCUGUUUCGACAAAAACCCAGCUUCAUUUCCUAGCGUACCAAUGAAAAGUAUGGUUGGCUCCCACCCCUGUAAAACCCUGUGAAUAUUGUUUUUUCUCCACUCUCAAAAGCCACAGCCAAAUGAAUUCCAAGUGAUUUAAAGUUUACCUGUGCUAGAGUACAGUGUAUAUGUGUGCUUUCCAUAGUGAUACAAUUUGAAGGGGGUAGGGGCCGGGAAGUUGGUUCUUAGGAAGAGCACUUCUAGGGAAUAUCAUCUUAUCAGAAAAGUUGCAAUCAAGCCAGCUUAAUUAAGUACACACUUGUAGAUUAUAUUGAUGACUUGAUUAUUGAAAAAAUGAAUCUGUUAGUCAUUGCUGCAACUAGUGUGAAAUUCAAGUAUGUAUUUCUGCAUGUGUAAUGAGCAGCAAAUUUUUAACUACAGCAUCUGGGUAUUUGGAAUGAUUGAAAAACUUUGAGUGGAUAAAACUGUUAUAAGGACACCAGGCAGAAAUCUCAUAACUACCUUGCAUGUGAAUUCACUGCUUGUUACGCAUACAGAAAUGCAAAGAUGAAUCUGAAAUCUACAACAACUGAUAGCAUUUAACUUUCAAAUUAUCAAUAAAAUCGGGGGGGGGGGUGCACUUAGAUGGCUUGGCUUGACAAUGGACCAUUUCUCUUUGACUACUGCAUGACAAUCAAUUAACUUAAUCAUAUUUUAGCAAUGUACACUGUGUUGUGUCUAAUGAAUAGAGCUAUAUGGGAGCUGUGGAAUUGACAAUAACUGAACUUUAAUAUUUCAUGCUCUUUCAAGGAUAAAAUUAGUCUUAUGCUCUGUCUUUCUUUUCUACCCAAAUUAUUCAGGAUUUGUCAGUACUACUGAUCCAUAAUACCUAUUAAUUUUUACAUGCUUAAUAAUCAAGUGAGAAAAUUUCACUGAUGAGUUAAAAUUGUCAUAUUUGUAUUCUCCACAAGUAUAGCACCACAUAGUUUGUAGAGAGUAAAACCAAAACAAAAUGAUAAAUUGUACCAAAAUAAAAUUGUUUUCCUUCCACCUUAAUUGUAGGACUUUAUGACAAGCCUGUUGUAAUUGAGGGGAAAAGAGAAAGAAAAACCACAGUGUUCCUUGCCAGCCAAACACCACCUGCAGUUUCUCAUCAACCUAAACCUCUUUUGUUUGAGGUAAGGAUAGUGUUCAUUAGGGUUCUGACCCUACAGAGCCAUUCAUCACACACAGUGUAUGAUGGUGGAGGCAGCCUGGCUAAGGCUGAGUGCUAAGCGUGCUGGAACUUAAUAGGAAUUUCAUGUCCCACUUUGACCACUUGCUGGAUUUGUUCUCGUUAGUCUCAAGUUCAAAUCCUUGGCCACACUUGUAAAUGCCUCACUUCUUACUAGCUGGCAUUCUUAGCCUUCUUAUUUUCCAUUCAAAUUUAUUUGUUUCAUUAUCCCUGAAACGUCAAUAUAAGAGUAGAGGAUAAUUUUUGGUGUUUUUAUUAUAUUUUAUAUCAUUAUCUUAUGGUGUAAGAACCUCAUUCACAUUUUUUUUACUUUUACAGGGCAAAGGAGAAUCAUUGGGUUCAAUGGAAAGGCGUAAGCAUAAAUAUGUUAAUAAUAAUAAUAACAAUAGUUUUUACUAUUGCUGAAAAAAGGGAUUGCUGGUUUUACUUAAUGAAAAUAAUAAGGAUGUUCUAAUUAUUUUAUUGUCAUUUCUAAUUUCAAUUCUUGUCUUUCAGCAAAUUAUGAGAUAGGAAAAUGUGCUGCUGUAGAACUGAAACCUCUCCACAAACUUUUAUAUGGAAGGGAGGGAAGGGUAUGUAGACCACACAAAUCACAGCUGCAAAUAACAGUCCAUCAUUGGACAAUAUCCUUCCCAUCCUUAGCUGUGACGAUCAGACAGAUAAAAUAGAGAAGUCUGACGUCCCAUAAAUUAAACUCUGUGAAAUUAUGGGAUAGGUCGGCAUAUUCAGAAAGAUCAAGAUGAAAAAUGUCCAAUUGGUUAAAAUCAGCCUGUUAAUGCUUACGAUGUAGGCCUGUUGUAAAAGGAUUUAUAUGGAGUCAUCAGAACAUAAUGGUGCUUAUCUCUCCCCCACCAAUUUGCAUUAACAGGCUGAUUUUUAGUGGACGUCUUUCUAAAUAUGCCAACCUAUGCCAUAAUUUGACAAAUUUAGUUUUUGUGAUGCCAUCACUUUGCUUCUCUAUACAUCUGCAUAAACCUAAAGAAAUAAUAUUAAAGGUCAAAACAUGGUGAACUUUGCUGUGCUGUGCCCUAGCAACACCUUGUGGGCCCUGGUGUAUCCCUUCUGUUCUUGAGAACCAGGAAAAGUAAGUUUUUGCAGCUUGAAGAGCACUUGGCUCCCAUAUUUUUCUUAGAGUACAGACUUGCACCCUACAACUGUUCUUUUCUUUUCUUUUUUUUUUUUUUUUUUUCACUACAUAAAAUGGAUACCUGGUUGGAGAUUUGUCCUUUCUAAAUAUAAAUUAGUCAUUUUUUUCAGGUCUAUAAAUUAUUUUUGGUUUUUAUUGUCAACUUUCUGUGGGUUUCUAAAGUAAAUUUUGUUGGCACUUUUUUGGGCCAUGCACAUGUCCACCAAUUUCUAUUUUGUAACACCUUUUGGAAAUAUAGAAAAGAGGAAGAUUUAGUUGAUAAUAAUGGAGUUAAAAUGUAAAUUAAUGAUUGGUGGGUUAAGAGCAAGAGUAGUAGUAGUAUUGUUACAUGUAUCAGUGUGCUUAUGUUGCAAAGCCAUUUGCAAAAACUUCACCAAGGCAAUUAAUAAAUGUUGAUGAUACAGUGUAUUAUGUUUUCGACUGGCCUUUUUCUCUUUGAAUGUUAGAUUUACAUACAUACAUAUACUUUAUUUAUGCUUGAAAUUUACAGAGUAGCUGUAGAGCUAAUAUCUUCGAGAAAAUAAGUUAAAAUAAAAUAAAAUAUGCUAUAUUACAGUCCCAAUAUUAUUUAUAAACUAUAUACAACAUUAUGCAUGCAGAGGGAAAUAUAACUUGUAGAUAAUUUAAAUGUCAAAAUUUGAAGUAAGUUUGCUGUAAAUUAAAAGUUAGAAAAUGUUUGAAAGAUAAAAAAACCGUUUCCUUAUUUCUAGGUAAUGGAAAUUAAAAAGAACAUCAGGAAGUUUAAUGGGUUUGCAUUUGAAAAGGUAAGGGGAAUGAUAAUUUAUUAUUACGCUGUACAUAAAAAUAAUGUUUUGAGUUUGAUGUGAUAUAAUUCAAGGGAAUUCAUUUCCUUUUUUCCCCACUAGGAUACUGAAAGAUUUCUCUUUAUUUGUGAUAGGAUACUAAAGAGUAUGAAUCCAAAAAACAAGGCUUGGAUAGGUAAGAUUGUUUUGUACUGUUGACCUUGAAUAAGCUCUUUAGGUACAUGCCAUUAGCAUCUUAUUUCUCAAACGUCAGUACGGGAGAAGUCACCUGCAUUGACCAAAAUAGCAAAAGAAAUGAGUCAGUAAUGUUGCAGAGCAAAUCAUCAUUAUAAAUAUUUAAAGAAAGAUAGCAUAUAUUUGGAAAAUCAAGCUUUCUCGACCUGCAACUUUUGACAAUGAUUCAGACUUUGUGUCAUUUCUCACCUCCAGAUUAAGGAGGCCAUCGGUAAAUUCUAAUUGUAUAUAAAAAAUGAGUGCUCUGUUAUGACGAUUUUGACUUGCAAUUAGUACAACUCGACAAGGUUUGUUUAGAUAUUCAGGAUGUGUUUCUCACUUUCUGUUAAGUUCUUGUCUUGUUAUUAUGCAAAAUGCUGAGAAAUGGUAUCUAAUGCACAUGUGCAUCAGCUGACUGUGUCUUUUUAAUUACUGGUAAUUGGUAAGACCAGUAUUGCAGUGUUCUCCCGAGGAUUUUGGGACGGCCAGGGAGUGUUGUGACUGUGAUUUUCACAGUGUUUGUAUAAAGCCUGAAUAAUAACCAAGACAGCGAAAUACAUGUAUAAUCAGUUCUUAAAAGACUUUUUGUCAACCUUUAUUUUUGUUCUUCACAUCUUGGGUUGACCAAGUUCUCUAUUUUGACACCCUUAAAAAGCGAGCAAAUGAACUUCAUUUAGUACUACACAGUAAGCUGCUUGAUGGGCCCUUGUGUUUCUGGGAUAAUUUCAAGAUGGCUGCCUUUCAAUAAAAACACAGAUUUGAACAUGUUCAUCCAACAAUAAAUCACUUUUAUAAUCAAUUCAUUGCAAGAAAACACACAGAUAAAAACACCAAACAAUGAAUGUUUCAACAGCUUUCUUGAGUGAUUUCAACUUUGAAAUUAUGCCUGGUUCUAGAUGUCAACAAACAUAAGCUUUUGUUGGGUUAAAUCUUUGGUUUUUAAGCCAGGCGUCGCCAAUUUUCCCAUGAACUAAGCCAGGCGGCCUGCCUAGCCGAAAAUACCAAGGGAGCACACUGUAUUAUCAUACUCUAAUACCAAGCUUUUAUAUUCAUUUAAUCUAUUAAUAUUGUGUGGUUACUUUUUCAUAGAUUUACUAAUGAUGGACUUAAAAGACUUUGUGAGAUCUUUGAUUUAGAAAAAAAAGGAAUUAGGGUAAGAGUAAAGUUAAUAAUAUUUUGUAAAAAUUAGUGGGAAAAAAUUCCACUGAGCUGCAUUACACUUUAAAAAGUAAUUGAAGAAAUGUUCUGUGAAAAGUAAAAUACAUGUAUGAACAAUAAUGCAAUGUAUUUUAACAGGUUGUUAUUGUACUUUAAUCUUCUUUCAGAAUGAUCUUCUAGAAAAAGUUAUGGAAUUUCUCAUGUUACCAAAGUCUUCAGGGAGAGUAAGUAUAAGCAUUUGAAAUUAAUUGCAAUGGCUAUGAAGGAAAAUUAAUGUUGCAAGGCUUUGCUUACCACAAGUAAGUUUGGUCUUAGACUUUUGUGUUAUCGUCAAGUAAGCACAUACAGUACAUGUUGUAGUAGUUCUUAGAGAGAUAAUAAUGAUAGAUUUUCUUUUCUUUUCUUUUUUACAGCCUGCUCCUCAACCAAAAGCCAAAAAAGCAGAAAAAAAGAAGAGAAAGAGAACGAAAAAAGGUAAGAACUCAGAGAUAUUUGCAUAGCUGUUAAAGAGUAUAGCGUGUAUCAUUUGGAGAAUAAUCAACACUGGAGGCCAUGCACACUAUGUUGGUUAUCACUUUUUGUAAAAAAUGGUUUCUGCAUUACUCAGCUUUUAUGUAGAAACUUGAUUUUCUGCAUGAUUGCUGCGCAAUCAAUGUGCAUUACGGCAAGUACAUACUUUCUGCAGAAAGCUUCGAGUUAAUGAAAUGAAUUCUUUGUCAACAAAAUGUAGUGUAGUUAGAAGAUGCCAUUUUCCCUUACAUUUCACUAAAAAUUAGAAGUUAAAGUUUGUAUCUCACUCACCUCCCGAAUAAAACUGUAUUGAACAGUACUGCUCAAAAGUAAGUUACCAGUCGCGUCUUGCGAGAGGGUGGUAACUUACUUUUGAGCGGUACUGUAUACCAAAGUUUCUCCUAAGUUUAAAAUUUAUCGAUGAAUUUUCAGGGUUAUUGGAUAAAAAACACCCUUUUAGCGUUAGAACGUAAUUUUUAAUGCACCAAUACAUAAUCGUGUAUCAAGGCUCGAUUAACGUUCUUUGUCAUUUUGUGCAAUGUGCCUUUGUCCUUGAGGCAACUUUUAAACACAAUAAAAUUGGCACAGUGAAUAAACAUGUAUGACAACAAUAUUAGUCUGCCUGCAAAUCCUGACCUACAUGUACUGUUCACAGACGACCAUAUUUUUGUUUUGUAUGACCAAAAUAGUGACUUAGCCAAGCAUAUAAUUAUCCUCUCAAGAAAGAAAACUUAUUGGCAGGUCUGAUGAUCUGUGUUUUUUUGUCGUUUUUGUUGAGACCACAUAGUCAUUCUUAAUAAUUAUUAUUGUACCACAUUCAGAUGCCAUCAAAUAAGACCUUCAAGUAAUGGCCUUGCUGCUCAAUUGUUAAAAGAGCUAUUACUUUGCUUUAAAGAGGUAUAUGUGUAUUUUAAUCUUUCUCUACUGUUUAUUGUAUUAACAGAUAGUGAAAAGAGUAAAAAAGAAAAAGGAAAGGUUUGUAUUUCCACCUGAUACUUAACAGUGUGAAUGCAAUAUUAUCAUUAUUAUUAUUAUUUUUAUAUUGUGAAAACUAAAUUUUUCACUAUGCAAAGGUGAUAGUCCUUACUUUCUUUUAGUCAAAGAAGACAUCUGAGACUGUAGAAAGUGGAGAUGAAGAUGAUGAGGAAGGUGAUGAUGAAGAUGAGGAAGAAGAGAAAGAGGAGGUUAGUUAUUUUGUUAACAAUGAUUGUAGUUGGUUGAAAACCUUUCACAUUCAGCGUGGAAAGAAAGUGGUGUCCAAUAGCCUGGGGCCAGUGGAUUUUGCUAUCGGGCUAGUGAAUUCUGUUCUUAACUUGCGCGAUGGGCAAAUGAUUUGUUUCGGGGAAUUCUAAUUACAGAAGAAAUGUAAUCAAUCCUGCUCAUCAAAUCUUUUUCAGGCUAGUUGAAAUGACUUUCGGACUAGUACAUGCUAGGUACAGCUUGCCCGAAUGGCAAGCUGUAAAACUGACUUCCUUUACACCCUGCACAUGUACUGCUUGUUAAGAAAAAGAAACAAACCAUUAACAAGCCCUGUAGAAUAAUUAUGUUGUUGUCACUAUUUUUGUCUUUCAAACAAAAUACAAUAGGAAAGUUAAAUUAAUUUCUUUUUUUUCCUUUUGUUAUGUUACAGCCCCCAAAGAAGAAAAAGAAAGUAGAAUCAUCACCAAAGAAGUCUGAAUCAUCUAAAAAGACGAAAGAUAAGGAGAAAAAAGAAGGCAAGGACAAAUCAAAACCAAAGGCAAAGAAAGCUGAUGAUAAAGUUAAGGCUUCAAAAAAGAAAGAGCCUGUACCUGUUAAGAUAACACCAUUGAAAAAGGGCUCUCCAAAAAAGAAGACUCCUAAAAAAGGUAUUUGGUUAUACAUGACUGUUACCAAUGAAUAUGUCCAUGUUCAAGCUAUGAUUUGGCGACUGAAAUUGCCAUGAGAAGGUGCCAAUUUGGAAUUUAUGCUAGAAACAAUGGCAUUUUAAUUAGUUACUCUUUAUGGUGUUUCCUACAUGUUCGUGAGAUAAUCAUUUGCAUUAAUUAUUAUUUAAAGCUCACUUUCUUUUUAAUUUGCCUCUUUCACCCUUGUUAUUAAGCCAUGAGAUGUCACUUAAGCCAUCCAUUGAUCCUUUCAACCUCAUGUAAUAUUGCACAGGGUGUCUUUUUUUUCUGGUGGCCAUUUUAUAGUUUUAGGUCACGAAAGGGCAACUUUAAAAAAGGUUGUGCUUGGAGCACUGGACAGUGUGUUGUCAAGCAAUCCUUUUAAGGCUUCAGAAUGUUGAAAAACUGUCAAACACUUAACAAGUUAUGUCGUCUAACAAUAAAAUAGAGAGGACUUAAUGAAGCCAUCACUUUUGAAAAGGUCUUUUGGUAUCCAACCCAAGUCUUUCAGUGUUCAGUACAGGGUCAGUGUGAGGUUUCCUUCUCCGUUUCUUUGUUGUCCUUGAUUAAUCAUUCUAAUUAUGGAUUCAUGAUGUAGCCAGAGCUAAAAGCAAAGCUCCAGUUUAUGCAUUUUAAAUUUACUUCACACAAUGGACUUCCACAGUAUCUACAUGUACUUUUAACAUACUGUAUGACUGAAAAACAUAAACUUGAGCCUGUGAUCAAUUAAAAUUAGUAGCACCUGAGACUGCAAUACUGUCUUGUGACAUUGGUCAGUGGAUACCCUGUUUUAAAAGCUGUCAAUUGAUGUCUAUUAUCAAAUUAAACGUAGCUUAAGGCACCCACUCUAGCCAGAAGUUUGACGUUUCACAUUUGCUCCACUGCGGUGCAGAUGUACAGUCACAUGAUGGAUGGAUCGAUUACCAAAUUUUCUUAGUUCUGGAACUCCACUAAAAAGAAUAAUAACAUAGCUGUUUACUUUUCAUUGUAGUAAGAGGUCUUUCAACUGUAUAUUACACGGUUAUAUCUAUUGUAUAGUAAUUCCUUUUUUCUCUUUUGACAGAGAAACCAACACCUGUAGAUGAUUCAUCUUCUGAUGAGGAACCUCUUGCUAAAAAGACCAAAAAACAAGCCCCAACAGUAAGUAGUGGAAUGCAAGUUAACAAGAGCUUCUAAACAAGUCUAGCUAACUAAGCUGACAAUUAUUAGUUGUCAUUUCUGUUGAUGGACUAACUAGAAUUAUCAAGAAGCAAUGUUCUGGGCCGUUAAUUUCUUUAUGGACAAAAUUGUUUCAAAAGUACAUCUUUGCAUUUUGAGAUAAACAGAAUUAGAAACUACAAGUCAUCAUUAGUGUAUAUUUUGUGGAAUUUAUUAUUAUUAUUAUUAUUUUUCUUGAAAAUUUAAAAUUGCAGAACAAUUUCCACUAGAAAAGACCUGUAGAUACUUUUACUGAGUUUAAGAAUAAUAUUUUCUUGGUUAUGAUUGCAGGAUAGCGAGCUUGAAAAGGUUGUUAAGGAUCUCUUAGAUGGAGCUGAUCUUGAGCAAGUAACAAUGAAGAGCAUUUGUAAGCAGGUAUGUUUUAAGGGAAAGAGUAAUACAUCUCAUGCUGAGCACUCUGGAUUUCCUAGAUAAACACCUCUCUCUUUUAAACACCUCCUAUCUAUUAAAUACCCCUGUUUGGACCCCUAGAAUUAAACAGACACCCAGGGUGUGUAUUAGGUCAUUUACGGUAUGGGCAGUUCAGGGGCAAAUGGGUGAACAAGCUUCUAAACAACUUAGCCUUAUACUGUCCUUUCAAUAAAUUUAUUUGUUAUUUUUCAGGUUUAUGACAUGUUUCCUGGAUAUGACCUCACAUCUAGAAAGGAUUUCAUCAAGGAGACAGUCAGAAAGGUAAGCCUAACUUAUUAG
Molecule: messenger RNA, 9579 nt
Organism: Porites evermanni
Lineage: Eukaryota; Metazoa; Cnidaria; Anthozoa; Scleractinia; Poritidae
Source: the annotation of a GenBank genome assembly